AUGGAUUCGAUCCAGAGAUAUAAGGGAUACACUCUUUGUCCGUACACCGAUACCUCAAAACUGGAGAAUGGAGUUAUGGAAAGAUUUUUCCGUCAAGAUGACAUCAUUGUGCAAGGGUUUCCCAAGUCUGGUAACACCUGGAUGAUAUUUUUACUACAAGAGUUAUAUCCUGAUUUGAAUGUGUUUCAGCACGGUGACAAGAAAGUGCCUCCAAUGCUAGAGUGGCUCACUGCCAAUCCUAGAUUUUUCGAUGAUUUCGACACGCCUAUAACAAGAGCAGUGAAAUCCUUUCUGAUACACGAAAAUGUUACACGAGAAGGUCAUCUUAAAAAUUUCAUAGACGGGAUCCUUCCAGGUACACCUUGGGUGAACCACGUAGCUGGCUGGAGGAAACACAGUGAUGAUGAGAACGUGUUUUACGUCACUUACGAAGACAUGGUAAAAGAAACCAAGACCACUGUCCGCGCGAUAACGGAGUUCCUGGGACGCUCUCUUCCGGACUCACAGUUAGAAAAUGCUAUAGUUAACACUUCUAUUGACAAUUUACGUAAUAGUCCAACGUCUGCGUUUAGAAUCGAUAUUGACGAGUCAUUUAUGCCAAAUUAUGUUGCUGGCUAUUUUAGGAAGGGGAAAGUUGGCGACUGGAAGAACCAUUUCACCGUGGCUGAAAAUGAGAUGUUUGAAGAUGUCAUAGUGAAGAAGUUACAAGAAAAGAGAAUAGAAUUUGUGUAUAAAUUGUAA
Saccoglossus kowalevskii is the source of this 741-nucleotide messenger RNA. RefSeq names its product sulfotransferase 1 family member D1-like. NCBI's taxonomy places the organism in Eukaryota, Metazoa, Hemichordata, Enteropneusta, Harrimaniidae. The record is from RefSeq and is a predicted model, not a curated record. Gene Ontology annotation, molecular function: sulfotransferase activity.